Rhododendron vialii is the source of this 1765-nucleotide messenger RNA. Its product is annotated as calreticulin. Bases 21 to 1289 code for a protein of 422 amino acids. The record is from RefSeq and is a predicted model, not a curated record. Gene Ontology annotation, cellular component: endoplasmic reticulum; endoplasmic reticulum membrane. Gene Ontology annotation, molecular function: calcium ion binding. The transcript is spliced from 13 exons. Gene Ontology annotation, biological process: protein folding. Lineage: Eukaryota; Viridiplantae; Streptophyta; Magnoliopsida; Ericales; Ericaceae.
UCUCACUUCUGUUUGUAGCCAUGGAGUCCGAGAGGCGGAGCUCUCGUCUUUCCUCUCUCAUCAUCCUCUCUCUCCUCGCGAUCGCAUCUGCCGAAGUCAUUUUCGAAGAACGUUUUGACGAUGGUUGGGAGAAUCGUUGGGUUAAAUCUGACUGGAAGAAAGAUGAGAAUGUGGCUGGGGAGUGGAACUAUACAUCUGGAAAAUGGAAUGGAGAUCCUAAUGAUAAAGGCAUCCAGACCAGUGAAGAUUACAGGUUUUAUGCUAUAUCAGCCGAGUUCCCUGAAUUCACCAACAAGGAUAAGACUUUGGUUUUCCAGUUUUCUGUUAAGCAUGAGCAGAAGCUUGAUUGCGGUGGUGGCUACAUGAAGUUGCUUAGCAGUGGAAUUGACCAGAAGAAAUUUGGUGGUGAUACACCAUAUAGUAUCAUGUUUGGUCCAGAUAUCUGUGGCUACACCACCAAGAAAGUCCAUGCAAUUCUUACACAUAAUGAGACGAAUCACUUGAUCAAAAAGGAUGUUCCUUGUGAGACCGACCAGCUGACUCAUGUGUAUACAUUCAUCCUCCAUCCAGAUGCUACCUAUAGCAUCCUGAUUGACAAUGUGGAGAAGCAAUCUGGUAGCUUGUACUCUGAUUGGAGCAUUCUACCACCAAAGAAAAUCAAGGACCGUGAGGCCAAGAAGCCUGAAGAUUGGGAUGACAAAGAACACAUUCCUGAUCCUGAAGAUAAGAAGCCAGAGGGGUAUGAUGACAUCCCAAAGGAAAUACCAGACCCUGAGGCCAAGAAGCCUGAAGAUUGGGAUGAUGAGGAAGAUGGUGAGUGGACUCCCUCGACAAUGGCUAAUCCCGAGUACAAGGGUCCAUGGAAGCAAAAGAAAAUCAAGAAUCCCAACUACAAUGGAAAGUGGAAGGCACCGAUGAUUGACAACCCAGAUUUCAAAGAUGACCCUGAUAUUUAUGUUUACCCAAGCUUGAAGUACGUGGGCAUUGAAUUGUGGCAGGUAAAAUCUGGAACCCUGUUCGACAAUGUCUUGAUUUGUGAUGAUCCAGAGUAUGCGAAGAAGCUGGCGGAAGAAACAUGGGGCAAACAAAAGGAUGCUGAGAAGGCAGCAUUCGAUGAGGAAGAGAAGAAGAAAGAAGAGGAGGAAUCAAAAGAUGAUCCUGUAGAUUCUGAUGCCGAAAUGGAUGAUGACGCUGAUGAUGAAGAUAGCGAUGCUGAAGUGAAACCAGACACGCAUAAAGAUGCUGAUGAUACAGAAGAGAGUGCACAUGUAGGGCUUUUUCUACUAUAAUUGCCAAAAGUUGAGACUACUAACAAAUUUUUCUGUUCUUUUCUGUGUUUUUACAUCUCUGUGUUUUGUAUUUGCAGGAUGAACUGUAGGUGAGAGAGCGGUUCUUCCUCCUCCUUUGACAAUUCACUCCCGAUAACUUGGGCUCUCAGACCCUCUAAAUUUUCCGCUCUUGUUUAUGACUAUUAGCUUUAGAUUUUGUUUUAGGAGUAGGACAUUUGUGUCUGCUUGCAAAAACUGUGAAAAUGCUUUAACCGGUCGGCUCCGAGUACCCUGAAGGAAGGGAAACAUGUCUUUUUUUUAUGAAACAGUUUGGAGAUGGAGAUGGAGAUAAUGUGGUACUGCCUGUAAAACAUUCUCCGGUUUGCACUUCACAGUGUUUGUAUGUUGCGGACUCAAUGUGCUCACAUCUAUUUCCUUUCAUUUUGCGAUUGAUGGAAGAGGUUAAAUGAGAAUGAUGGAGCCAUUAAUUGUUGGAA